This is a messenger RNA of Protobothrops mucrosquamatus (brown spotted pit viper), 557 nucleotides long. It is a transcript of the gene DZANK1, whose product is annotated as double zinc ribbon and ankyrin repeat domains 1. Gene Ontology annotation, biological process: eye photoreceptor cell development. The record is from RefSeq and is a predicted model, not a curated record. Lineage: Eukaryota; Metazoa; Chordata; Lepidosauria; Squamata; Viperidae.
AAAAAUAUUUGAACGUCUCAAAUAUUAGACAAGAGUCGAACUCUGCUGUGUUGAUAUCUCAGUCACAGGAUGCAGUACUUUGCUUUGCAUGUGGUGCAGAAAAUCCACUUCACAUUAAAGAAUGUAUGAUCUGUGAGAGCAAACUUUCUGAAGCUCAGAUGAAUAUCAACUUUCAAAUCAAACAACAAUCAAUUAUUUCAUUGCCAAUCUCAAGACCUGACACCGAAGAGAAAAAAGACCAAGGAACUCAGACUGUUGGAUUGUUCUACCCAUCUCACAAAUAUCUAGAGAAGAAAGAAAGUGAGGCAUUCUUGCAAAAGGAGAAGCAGAUUAAGACAAAUAAUCACAAAUCUCUGCUCACAGCUAUCAGCCCUGGAAGAGGCUAUUGGAGGAAGCAAUUAGAUCAUGUCUGUGCACAUCUUAGAAGCUAUACACAAAAUAAUAUGGAGUUCAGGACAUUAAUUGGAGAGCCUCAGAUGGGAAAGCUUAUUUCUGCUACUGUUCAUAAGGAUGGCUAUCAAGUCAGUCUCCAGAUCAAUUAUGCACUUGCUAAAAAG